AGCUGGCCCUGACGCGCGGCGCCUCGGCGGCGGGCGAGCAGCUGCUGCUCCUGACCCAGCAGCUGCGCGAGAGGGACGAGGAGAUCGCCGCCAUGAUCGAGGCUCGGGAGUCGAUGGACCGGCAGCUGGAGCAGCUUCGGAAGCAGCUGGAGGACAAAGACAAGGCCGCCAACAGGCCCGUGAAGAAGGCCAGUGAUGACGGCAGCCUGGCCGAGCUCGGGAGGGUGAAGGCAGAGUUGGCAGAGAUGGCCGAGGAGAAGCUGCAGCUGGAGAAGCAGGUUGCGCGAUUACGAGCAAUACUGCAGUCUCUUGGCUACGAUCCGGACAACCUCUCGGAUGAAGACCUUGAGAACCCGCGCGUGUCGGCGCAGGCCACGAAGGAGAUCGAGAGCACCAAGCAGCUGUUGGCCAGCGCUAAGGAGCUGAAUCGCGAUCUGCGCAAGCAGGUGGACGACCUCGAGCGGCGCAUCUCGCGCGCCGACCUCCAGCUCGAGCGGCAGGAGGCGAGCGCCGCCAAGGCCGCCGGCCAGCUGCAGGCGCAGGUGCAGAGGCUCACCGCACAGCUGGCUGAUGCCCAGGCCGAGAACGAGGCUCUCAGGAAGGGGACUGCCGAGAGCGCGGCGGAGGUCGCAGAUCUCAAGACGAGCCUUGCAGAUCUCAGGAAGGCCAGCAUGUUAGUGAGGAAGGAGCUGGCGGAGAACCAAGGAGCCAUAGGCAGCGGGGCCGCAGUGGAGAAGCAGCUCCGAGAGCAGAUCGAGAGCCUCGAGGCCCAGAUCGUGGAGCUCCGGGCGGCGGCGUCCAGGUGGCAGGAGGACGCCGAGCGGGCCGAGGCGGAGCUGCGGCAGGAGAGGGACAGCGCGGCGAAGGCGCGAGCCGAGAUGGACCAGCUCCAGGAACAGCUCGACGAGCUGCGCAGAGCUGCCGCUGCCGCUGCCAAGAGGUCGAGCGGCAGCGACUCCGAGGAGCUGGAGGCGUCUCAGUCAGAGCUGAAGCAUGCGAUGGCGCGCAUCGCGGAGCUAGAGAAGCUGAAUGCCGAGCAAGAGGAGGAGAUCCGGCGGCUGAAGGAGAGGAUCAAGGUACUUAGCGCAAAGGUGACAGAGACAAAGGCACUGAAAGACGCACUGGAGGCUUCCAUGGAAGAGCUGACCUCAAAGUUCAAGCAGAUGAAGGAGAAGUUGGCAGAAUGUGGCGUGGAUACCGCUCAGUUCGACAAGAUUGUCGAGGAGCUGGGCAUCAACAUUACUCCUAUCAGCAAGCCAGGCAGCGUGUUCCAGCGGCUCUACUACGACGCGCUGAAGCGCCGCAGCGGCGCCGUAAUCCAGAAGG
Molecule: messenger RNA, 1326 nt
Organism: Prorocentrum cordatum
Lineage: Eukaryota; Dinophyceae; Prorocentrales; Prorocentraceae
Source: the annotation of a GenBank genome assembly